GCAGACCACUUGGGGAUUGAAUUCAUGGAGAGUGAAGAAGUUUACCAAAGGCAGGUGCUUUCAAUUUCCUGUAUCAUCUUCGGGAUUGUCGUUGUAGGCAUGCUCUGUGCUGCAUUCUACUUCAAAAGCAAGAAACAAACUAAACAAAUCCAGGGGCAGUUGAAAGAAAUGCAGAGUGGUAAAAAAUACAGCCUCAAUGCCUCCAGCAUGAUGGUCAAAUCAGACAACAUGGCACAGAGCAGAGGCCAGCCGCAAAAUUAUUCAAAGACGGAAAGGCACCCAGGGCGAACCUUGGAGAAAAUGAUGGAAUCCAGUUUUACUGGCAAUCAACCUUUUCCAGAAGUUCAUUCUCCUGACAGAGGAAGCCAGUCCUUCAAACACCACAGGAGUCUUUCUUCAUGUUGUAGCCCAGGGCAACGGACUGGGAUGCUACAUAGGAAUGCUUUUCGAAGGACACCACCAUCUCCUCGAAAUCGACUCAACGGGAUUGCAGGACCAGCAUAUCAACAACUGGAAGAGGCAAGAAUUACAGAUCAAGACACAAUUCCUUGCCAAGGGUAUCCAUCCAGUGGAUUAAAAACACAACAAAAUACAACAAUAAAUAUGCAACUGCCUUCAAGAGAGACAAAACCCUAUUUUAAUAGCUUGGAUCAAAAGGACCUAGUGGGAUACUCAUCCACAAGGGCCAGUUCUGUUCCCAUCAUCCCUUCAGUAGGCUUAGAGGAAGCCUGCAUGCAAAUGCCAGGUAUUUCUGACAUCACAAGCCUCAAAUGGUGCAAAAACUCCUGUUCUGCUGAACUUGUCAAUGUGAGUGGUCCAGUCAGCAAUUGUCUUAUAGUAGAACAACAAGAAGUAAAAAUAUUGCUAGAAACUGUCCAGGAGCAGAUACGGAUUCUGACUGAUGCAAGAAGGUCAGAGGACUAUGAACUGGCCAGUGUUGAAACUGAGGACAGUGCAAGUGAAAACACAGCCUUUCUGCCCAUGAGCCCAGUGGCCAAAUCAGAAAGAGAGACACAAUUUGUCUUAAGAAAUGAAACACAAAGAGACUCAGCAUUGACCAAGUGACUUGGGAAAUAAGGAUCUGUGCAUUCAAUGCUUUGCUAAACAGGAAAGAGAGGAAAUUAAAUACAAAUUAUUUAUAUGCAUUAAUUUAAAAGCAUCUACUUAGAAGAAACCAAAUAGUCUAUCGCCCUCAUAUCAUAUAGUGUUUUUUAAGAAAAUAUUUUUUUAAAGGGAAAGAAACAUUUCAGGAGGGAUAAAGCUUACAUCAAAAGCUUUUUGGUAGGUUUCUGAAUACACUUUCAGUUAGUUUUAGCACUGUUCUCUUUGGCUCUUAGAAGGCUUGGGCUAUGCAUCAAAACCACUCUAAAAGUUCAGUGAUGGCCUUAGAUCCAUUUGGGGUUUCAAGGUUUAAAGGCAGAAUACUAUUCACUGAUCACAGACUCUUUACUGAACAGGUAAGUCCCUGAAGCUUUGCUGGAAUAUGCUCAAAUAUUUAAUUUCUCGUCCACCUAAUAGGCUCACUGCAGGUCCCACUGUGGCAACAAAUUUUAAUGUUUCCUAUCUGAUUUUGAAAUAAUGGCACAAAAAUACUAAACUCUGAAAUGGUCAGAAGCACAGGAGAUGCUGGCACCCUACAAAACUCUCCAUUCUACUAUGAGAGUGUACAUAUUUCAUAAGGUUUUAAAAGAGCUAAAUUUGACACUGGCAAAAACAGUCAGCCACCAUAAUUUAUCAUAAAACGUACUACUUAAAAAGUCAUCCUUUGAAGCUUUUGAUUUUCAAAGGAACACUUAUAGGGAUGUGUGUGUGUGUGUGUGUGUGUGUGUGUGUGUGUAGGUGUGCCUGCAUGUACUCACAUGAAACUGUGUGUAUGUGUGUGGGCUUUCUUUCCCCUAAUCUUUGAUAUAUAUAUUUUUUUCUUCUGAGAUAAGUCAGGGAAUCCAAUAUUCAGCCAAAUGUGUUUCCAUUCUAAAUCCAAAUUUUUUUUUUCAAUUUUUUGCAUUAUAUAUAAACUUAGUAAGUUCCUGGAGCUCUGGGCAUUCAAGAUGGGAUCCUCUUAAGGUUUUAAACAUUUCUCUGCCACUUUUUUUAAAAGGCAGAAAACAACAUUUCACCAGAAGACAUUACAUUAUGCACUGAACAAACCUAAAACUGUUUUUUUUUUAUUCUGAAUUACAUCUCUUCAUAUAAAAAGCCAGAUAGCCUUCUCAUCUUCUUUGUUUAAAUGACUGAUACUUAUUUUUUUUAAUCUAGUGUAUUCCAUAUAAACCAAGACAUUUGGCUUCUCUUAUUUGGAAGGGAGGGGCAAAUUACUAGAAUGAUGAAGACCAAAUUCAUAAAAUCACAUGGAACCCUUACUGGCCUAAUAAAUUGUGAUAUAGAUUCUUUUGAAAUAAAGCAAUAUUUUGAUGACUGUCAAGUCAACAUCAACAUUUUCUAAAGAUUUAUCUUUUCUUUUUCCUGUCAUAAGACAGUAAAAAAAAAAUAGUUUGUUCAUGAUUAUUUUUUUUAGCCACCUUGAUAGUUAUCAUUAAUCUACUGUUUCUGUGGCUACCAUCUUUAAUCAGUAUUUUCACUAAUAAAUAAAUAAAUGAAAUGGAAAGAAAUUGAAAGGAAAACAAAUUCUGAAGCAAAUCAGAGAAUAUUUGCUUAGAAAUUCAUAUUGUAGAUUAUCAUAACAUAAAAGAGCAAACCUGAAUACCAUAUAUUUUUCAUUGUGAAUUAAUUUAAUAUUGAAAAUGUAGUGGUGGAUUGUUAUCAAAGAAGAAAUGUCAGAAUUUAGCAAGGUGUUUCAAAAGUAAGAUUAGCUUAAUUCAAAUAGAGUAGAAAAGCAACAAAUUCUUAAUGUUUCACUGGAUUGUAAUAAGGCAUCUGAAUGAGGUGAAGGUGCUACUUUGUAUUCAAUAGAGCUCAUAUGAACUGCCUUUAUAAGUUAACUUGAUUGAACACAGAAGCAUUAAUGGUGAUAAUUUAACAGAGAUGUAUGUCCCUUUUAAAAUUCCAUACUUAAGUUUUAGAAACGUAAACUUCUAAGUGGUGUGUCCCAUUCCCCAUGGGACUUCUGUUGAAUGGAAGUUAGGAUUUUGCUAAUGUGUCCCCAUGUAGGCAGUACAAGUGAGUAUGUGAGAGCAAAUUAUCCAUAGAUGUGUCCACUAUAAUGGGAUCUAUUCCUCAACUACAUCUGUAAAGUGCUCAGCUAACUGGGAGAAGUUGUGUGAUGCAUAAUAAUUUAAUUUAAUAUCUUAGCUGUCUCAAAAAGACUGAAGCUAGCCAAUUAUAACCAAGGUUGGUUAUAGUUUUUCAAAUUUAUCUCUUUUAAACUUCUCUCAGUGAAUAAGUUAAAACAACCCCAUACUCAUUAAAUUAUCAAAUGAAAUCCCAUAUAGGCAUCAAAUUGUAUUUGUGCUAUUAAUCACACAAUAUGCUUCCAUAGAAAUUGUGACAUCACAGAAGUGGACAUAAUGGAGUUAUUAAUCUGGAGUCAUUAUCUGAAUAAUUAUCAAUUAAUUUUAAACAAAAUUUGUCUAGCAAUGUGUCUAUUUUAAUAAUAAUAAAAAUUUUAAUAGCUCACUCUGCCUAUUUUGGGAAAUAUCCCAUACCAAAAAUGUACAAGCAGAAAAUAUGUAUCCAUAUGUAUGAAUUUUAAAAGUUCUACCAUAAAAACACUUUAAAAGUCAUCUCAAACAGCAAAUACCUGGAGCUUGUCAGUACCUUGUCCUUAAAGCUCCUUUGCCUUUAGGCAAAUCUUUGUGAUUUAAUGACACUUUUGCUUUUUUUGAAAUGUCUUCUCCCCCCUUCUUUAUUAUGUGAACAAGAGGCCUCAGUUUAAUUGAAUUUGUUAAUCAUUCUCCAUUUCAAAAUGAAGUUUGCCUGUUUGUUGCAUUAUACUAAGGCACUUCUUUCUGUCCCUUCACUAAAAACAGAGGGAUUGCUAGGGAUUUGCCAGGAAUUGCUGAAAAAAUGUUAAUGCCAUUGAUGAAUGGGAGAUGGAGGGUCCUCUGGAGGAAGAACCGGGAAUGGAAGAUUAACAAGCAGAACUUGCAUUUUCUUGGGGAAGGGAGGUAUGGUGAGUUACAGUAUGUCUCCACGGGUGGUCAUCUCACCUAGCUUUGAAUUAAUAACUUGGCAUUUGCAAAUUAAUGAUAUAUUUAGUAUGUUUUCAUUAUCUUAAGUGACAAAAGGAAGAUGUGAACUGAAUAAAAUCAGUUUUUUGAGACUAUGAAUUUUGUGCUUAAUAAUUAUAAAAUCAACUUAAAAAAGAGAGAAAAAAAUUUAGUGUCCAACUCACUCAGCAAAAAUCCACAUUGUAUAGCAAUGGCCAUUUAAGGAUUCAGAUGAUUCAGACUGAUCUCACUGUAUCUGGACAAACCUUGGAAAAGUUGGACCAAAUGAACCUGGUAUAUGUAAAAUAGAUUGAAUUAGAAAACAAGGAGGAAGAAAGAAAACCAAAACCUUCCUUCUCUUCUUGUUAUUUGAAUGUUGUAAACAUCAUUCAUUUCAGUUUUAGUUACCAGUCAAGUCUAGCUUUUGAAAAGCUAGUGAUUAAGAUGGCAGAACUGUUAGUAUCAUGUGUCUUUCACAAUUGUCAACAAUGGUGGUUCCCUUCUAGUCAAGCCCUAAAGACAAGGAAAUAUUGCCCCAGAACAACUGUUGUUAAAUAAGUUUUCCAACUAAAUCUAUCCUAAAUAUAAGAAAUAGGGGUUUUUUGUUUGUUCUUUUGGAUAUGGGAAACCUAUAUUUUAUAUAUAAUGAACACUUUUGUAUUACUAUUCAAUUGUGUAAAUUCAGUAUAUGGUAUACAACUAUGGCAUGUCAACUGUGUUUGUACUGUAGUCAUAAGAAAUACAACCUUCAUUUAAUAGAGAGCCACAGGCAUCUGUGCUGUCCCCAUUAUUUAAUGCAUAUCAAUAUGCAGGAGGUCAUAGGCCUUUGAAUAAGCUUUAUCUCUUCCUCUUUACUUCUUACUUUCCCUUUUAAAGAAACAGUGAGGGUAGAGAGUACUCUAGAUUUAAGAACCCAAAUUAAACACUGUUUUUAUCUGACUUUCUGGAGUCUUCUUCUAAUUGUUAGUACAUUCCUAGCCCAAUUUGUCCUAAUUGUUCAAGGGUUUCCAACAUUUCAAAUAUUGUAUUCUCAACCAUGGGGGAGGGGAUGUUAUUUUUUGCUCCUGUUUCCAUUUCUCUCCCAAACAAUGCUGUUUAAUCUAGUUUCAAAGUGUUUGGGCAUUUGUCUUGUGUAUUUUGUUUGUUUAAACAAGCUUCAAUUUUCAGGUCUUUUCCCCUGCUAAACCACAAACAGUGACAAAGUGACAUGGAAUACCAAUGAUUUCAUAUUAAAUGAGAGGCGUGACCACUUGGAAAUGGUUGAAAUUAUUCCCACAUUUUUGAUCCUCUUCUUUCUUGGACAAGCAGAGCUAACAGUUGGUAGAAAGCUUGGGAUAACCCUGGGGUAAAAUCCCUGUUAGAUUUCCUCUUAGGAACUAAGAUGUAAAAUUUUGUGUGUAUGAUUGCUGUCCCUAAAGUGUAUAAUGGUCUCAAAUAUAUAUAUAUAUAUAUAUUUUUACACUCUUAACCAUAAUGUAUUUAAAAGGUGUCUAGAAAGUCACCUUUGAAUUCUGUUCCCCAGCUUGUUGAACUGGCUACCUGGUAGAAUGGGGACAAAAUGGGGAAAAUUCUGAGUUAGUGCCAAUCUUGGCUAAUACUUUUGGAAAUACUUGGAGAUCUGAUCAGACACAUCCUUGGCAAAAUGGAGGUCCUGCUUCUAGUCCAUUUGGUAACUCGUCAUAAAUUACUGUAUUGAUUGCAUGUGUAUUGUUGCCUAUGAAAGAAUUAAUUGUGUGAUAGCAAGCAAUCAGUGUUACUAUUUGUUUGGAAAAUAUUAGAAAACUAUCAUAAUGAAACUCAUUACCAACAAAAUAAUGUCCCACUUAUUUUCAGAGACCAAGUUCUUAUCUGAUAAAUGAGGGGGCCUAAUCUAGAUGACCUCUAAUUUCUUUUCCAACUCUAAAAUUAUAUGGUUCUAUUUCAGACCUAUACUAAACCUCACUUCUUUCCCUUCAAUUCCCCAUCCCCUAAAUUUCUAACAUAUCUUCACUUUGAUUCUUUUAUAGGACUGAGACAGAGAAAAAUGAGAGAAAGGUCACAUAGAUUAGUGGCUAACAGGAGAGAGGGCAUCAUUUAAAAUCAAAUUUUCUUUGAAAAGUUCAUUAGCCUCACUUCAAGAUUUUCACUAUAAUGACCAAUCUGAAGCUAGAAAAUUUGUUUAUUAUGGCAUUUGAAAUAUUUUUCUGCUUGUUUUUCAUACAACAAUUAGCAUUUUUUUUUCCAAUAAAAGGAAGAUAGCUGUUAUAGAUCAAACAAAAGAUAUCCUCUGUUGGAUACUUUAGGCACUCAAUCUCAAAUUUAAAUUACCUGUUUUCCAAUUUAAAAGCCCAAAUGCAUAGCUUCCUACAUAAAGUAACUUGUAUGGAGCACCAAAAUAUAAUAUUAUACCCAUAUUAAGGAAAGUAUUUCUAUCUGUUAAAUAUACUUAUAAGAUUAUGUACAUUUACCAUCAGAAGACAUGUCCUUAAAGAGACACCAUUGUCUCUCAAAGGCCAUUAACAGAAGUAAACUAAACACAAAGAGCAAAACAGAGCAUUAAUAUUUGUGUUUUUUUCCUUUUAUGUUUUACAUUGUAUACUCUACCAUAUUCUUCUAUCUAGUCAAAAUUGAACAACUCUGAAAUAAUGAAAUCCUUAAAAACCAUUGGAAAUAAUACAAUAAGAAAACCCAAUCUAUCUCUGGGUAAAAUUGUUUCUUAUUUAACAGAAUUGUAAAUUCAUUGAUUAGGCACUUCCUCCAAUGAUGCAGAUUGCAAAUCUUCCAUACCUAAUCGUCCUAUGUAAUUCUUGCCCAUGUCUUCCCAUUUAUCUUUCGCAGAAAACUUCCUCUAGAUAUCUUGACAUUACAGGCAAAGCAUCAUCAUAAUAUAUCAUUUGUUAAACAAUAUUUUGCUUUUGUUAAUAAUAUGUUGACUAGUAAGAACCCCAUUGGGGGCGGGGGGCUGGCAAAUAAGAAUAUAUCCUAGGACAACAAUUCAACAAUAUUCCAGUCAAUAAAAUGUAAAUUUAAAUGUAACCUCUCUUAAAUGGAUCAACAUAUGAAUAUGUUUUUUUUUUCUUGUGUGCAUUGUAUACAUGUGUAUGUUUACAUUAAAAAGAAUUGCAAAUGUAAGACUUGUAUGAAUGAACAAACAUAUUUCCCCCUCUCUGAUCAUGGCCUGGAUUAAGGGUCAUAAAGCAUUAUUUAAUUUUUGACAGUUUGUAAACCGUUUUAAUUCUAGAAGCAAGAAUUAAAAAAAAAUAUGACAGACUGAUCUUCUUAAGGAUCAUAAUGUACCAGUAUUACCCAUUUACAAUACCCAUGACCUUAUGCAGGUCAACAAACAUUAUUUCCUUCAUUAUCCCUUGAAACAAGGAAAAUAUUAAAGUAUUUUGACGUAAAUGGAUAUGAAAACUGAUGUUUACAAAUCAACUGAUAAAAACAAAUGUAUGUUUGCAAUUUUUUAGAAAAAAAAGUUAAAGUUAUCUGGGGGAAAAUCAAAUAAGGAAAAAUACUGAUCUUUGACAUUCCUUUUAAUUUAAUGGAAAUUGCUAUUUAACCAAAGGGACCAUUGCUACUCAACAUCACUCAAUGACACUCUCACUUGACAACAGUUCUCUAGGACUUGCUCAUGUAGGUUAGCAUUGUCUUUCUUAAAUAAGCCCAAAUGUAUUAUCCUCAUGUUAUAUGUUAAAAUCCAAUGUUCUAAACUUGUUUUGCAUAUUUAUAUUUUUUCCCAUACUCAUCACUGAAGAUAUUUCAUGUCUGCUAAGACAUUGAGGGUUAAGUGCUGUUACCCAGCAAAUGCAUGAAAGAAGAUUAAAAAAAAAAAAAAAAAAAAACAGAAGUCAACACUUGAGUCUUACUUAUGCACAGGAUGUUUCAGCCAAUUCUCCUGAAAAAUAAAUGGUUUGACAAGUAUACACAUGCACACACACACACACACACAAACACACACACACACACACAUAUUCAUUUGAACUGUAACUGAUUAAAUAAUAUAAACAUCUCUGAAAGAAGGUAACUUAGAUAAGUUAAUACCAUGGUUUUGACAUAUGUGGAUUUUAAUUUAGAAAAAAAUUAUUGGACCUUCCCCACAUGUUCAAAUAUAAGAUUAACAGUAUUAAAAUCAAGGAUAGUCCAUCAUGAUACUUCCACUAAACACCAAUGCAUUUGAUUUCUAUCUUUUAAUGAUGAAUGUAAACCACACCCAGUAAAAUAGAUUAGGGAGUAGGUAGAUCUAUAUAUUUCCAUCUGGUGAACAGUGGAAUGAAUAAGGGAAAGAGGAUUGGCUUUAGAGUCAGCUGGCUAGGAUUCAAAUCUUAGCUCUAGUAAUUACUUACUAAUUGUGUGUCCAUUCUAAGCCUUGGUUUUCUCAUUUAUAAAUGAGGAUGAUAAUGCUGACACUACCUACCUCACAGGGUUGUUGUGAGGAAAGUGCUUUGUAAACUCAAAAGCAUUACACUUGUGAGUUAAUAAUAACUGUCAUUAUUCACUUUAAUUUCACUUUUGUUUUUGUUCUGUAAAGAAACAUACCUAGUGCCUAAGAUGAAGAUUGUUUUUCAAGGAGACUUCAAUGCGUUUCAUUUUUCUCCUCUUUCAAGAAAUGAUUUGAAAAUGAAAUCCACUCUUCUGUUGGCAAUGGUUAUCGGAAACAACUUUGAAAAAUAUGUCACUCCACAUCUGAGCAAAUGUUGCGUUCCAUUAUGUUCGGACUCCAUUUUUGGGCGGAGAUGUACAUUCCUGUUCAUGAUUUUAAAGGAAAGAAAUAAGAACUGAUUUUAAUAAUCAA
This is a messenger RNA of Sarcophilus harrisii (Tasmanian devil), 8877 nucleotides long. RefSeq names its product pro-neuregulin-3, membrane-bound isoform. The transcript has 6 exons. Gene Ontology annotation, molecular function: chemorepellent activity. The coding region runs from base 25 to 1065 and encodes 346 amino acids. NCBI's taxonomy places the organism in Eukaryota, Metazoa, Chordata, Mammalia, Dasyuromorphia, Dasyuridae. The record is from RefSeq and is a predicted model, not a curated record. Gene Ontology annotation, biological process: nervous system development; intracellular signal transduction; animal organ development.